UGUUUUCAUUUGGCCCACACACGUGGAUUGUCACUUCAGUUGUUCUGGGUGCCGCGACGCGUACGUACAAACACACAUACCAACGGAAUGUAUCACGUCCAGAAUGAGCACCUUCCUUGACUUUAGCAUAAUGUUGUUCCCUUGAGACUAAUCCCAAGCCUUAGUCAGAGAUGAGUUGGAGAUGAGUUAGGAUUCCUGCUGGCUUGCAGAUGAGCUGAGAUUUCCCAGACCACAUGUGCCACUAUUCUGUGUUGGAGAAAUGGAUGGCACAGUUCUCUAUACCUCAGAUCUGGUGAGCACCACAGCAUCUUUACCAGAUGAUGCUGAUGUUGCAUAUAUAACACCACAAUGGACUAUCAUCUUGGAGGCAGUCACCCUGGCUCUGAUAGCCGUUGUAGCUGGUGCUCUGAACACGAUCAUCAUCUACACCAUCCACAAAAAGACUUACCUCCAGAAUCCAAGCAACCAAUUUGUCUACAGUAUGACAAUCGCUAGCGCGGUGAUGUCGUUCACAGUGUUGCCCUUCAACCUUGUAGCCUGUGUGCUUCGGGAGUGGAUCUUUGGCGUGGUGAUGUGUAACCUAAUGGGCUUCAUCUCACUGUGUACACUCACUGGUUCCCUCUUUAACGUGGCACUCAUUACCUUGGACAGAUACUAUGCCAUUGUUCAGCCCAUGAUGUACCCCCUGAAAAUGACUUCCAACUACACGACUCACCUUAUAGUAUGCGUUUGGAUCCUAGCACUUAUAUGCACUCUACCUCCCUCGUUUGGUUGGUCAAGGUACAGCUUUCGGGUCGCAAAAUCAGCAUGUAUGGUGGACUGGCACUAUGACAAAUCAUUUUCAGGAUUCUAUGCAAUAAUGACAACCAUCUUCCCUCUAAUCCUGAUGUGCUUCUGCUAUGGUCAUAUCCUCAAGGUUGCUAGGAGAUCAUCUCGAAGGGUCAGCCAUGGAAAUAUUGUUGCGGAGGAAGCGAUAAAGAUGAUGACCCGGAGGCGUUCACGUAGGACAUCCCUCCUGGUAAACAUCAGAAUGAACUCACCAACCAAAGCGAUCCGAACAGUGCUAGUCACAGUCAGUGCAUUAUUGAUCAUAUGGUGUCCAUUUAUAAUUGAACUGGUCUACGAGACUGUGCUCGGUGAUGAGCUUAUAGCAAAUUGGUUAGAAGCUGGGGCCAUGUGGCUAGCAUACUGUAGCCUUAUCUUCAACCCGAUGAUUUAUGCAAUCUGGAACAAGACAGUGCGAAAUGAAGUUCUUGGGAUGUUUUGUGCGAGGUCGCUAAAGCUACAGUGGGCCUGGCGUGAUGAUGAUAACAUCCUGGCUAAGCGCAGGGAGUCACGACAUCUUAGCAUCAGCGGAAGCAUCACUGACCUGAGUUACACUUCUGCAUUGAGAGGAAAGUUCAAUCAGCACAGCACCCAGAUUACCAACACUGGACAACAGACUUCAAGUAAUGAUUCAGUCAUUUCUGGAGUACCUCUGGCAAGUAUUAUUGAGUCUUCCACCACCGCACCGACCACCCCCGCAUCCAAAAGUGGCAGCAGUUCUUACGGGAAUUCUAAGCGAGUCAGACUGACUUCUGGGAUCAAGAAGACAAGGGUAGAGAUCUUGAAGGCUCACUCUCCUACACAGAUCAGCACCACUGCCGAGGUUCACCAACCUGCACGAAUGAUCACUAGGUCAAUGACGGGUCAAAGUUCAAUGUCAAAGGUCAAUGGGGAUGGGGAAGAGAAUAAGUUAGGUUGCAGUAGUCGUAAACUCAGUAUUGUGAGCAUGGAUGAGAGCAUUGUUUAUAGUUGAUGGUGCUGAUUUUGACUGACUAUGCAAUGUUUUGUUAAGCAUUGAAUAGUUCUUUAAUAAUAGGCAAUUAAAAUUUUGUAAUUAAGUUCGAUAAGAGUAAGAGAAUGGCGAACAUUUGAAAUAAAUUGGACAUAUGAGAAAGUUAUAAAGUUUGCAAUAUUAAAUCAUAAAUACUAUAUCAGUGCAAAUCUCAAAUUGGCAAUUUGGUGAGUGGAUUCUGAGGUACAGUCAUGGACAUCUCCUGUUUGUCGUGUCCAAAACUAUAAUUAAUUUGCGUCUUUCUACCGAGCACCUUCUCCUUUGGGCCACUCCUCCAAAAAUAUGGUAAGGGUAGUUUAUUAUUAUAGUUCCCCUAAAAUGAAGAUGCUCCUGGGUUACCCAAUUUGCUUUUGCUUUCUUUCAGAGUAAUUUGCUAUCAACUUUUUAUCAAGGUUGAUUUUUCUUUAAAGGGCAAGUCCACUUAAAAAAUAACUUACUUGUAAUAGAAGCAGAAAAAUCGGA
This is a messenger RNA of Strongylocentrotus purpuratus (purple sea urchin), 2299 nucleotides long. RefSeq names its product G-protein coupled receptor 161 (gene gpr161). The record is from RefSeq and is a predicted model, not a curated record. Gene Ontology annotation, biological process: G protein-coupled receptor signaling pathway. Gene Ontology annotation, cellular component: membrane. The transcript has 4 exons. Gene Ontology annotation, molecular function: G protein-coupled receptor activity. Bases 260 to 1798 code for a protein of 512 amino acids. Lineage: Eukaryota; Metazoa; Echinodermata; Echinoidea; Camarodonta; Strongylocentrotidae.